This is a messenger RNA of Castor canadensis (American beaver), 984 nucleotides long. The record is from RefSeq and is a predicted model, not a curated record. Lineage: Eukaryota; Metazoa; Chordata; Mammalia; Rodentia; Castoridae.
AUGGAUGGGACAAACUGCACUUCCAUGACUGAGUUCAUUCUCCUUGGAUUAUCAGAUGCCACUGACAUUACAGACAUUCUUUCCCUGUUCUUCCUUAUCAUCUAUGUAGUCACAGUCGUCACCAACCUGGGCAUGGUUGCACUGAUUCAGGUCAGCUCUCAACUUCACACUCCUAUGUACUUCUUCCUCAGUCACUUGUCCUUUGUGGAUUUCUGCUACUCUUCAGUCAUUGUGCCCAAAAUGCUGGCUAACAUACUCAACAAGAACAAAGCCAUCUCUUUCCUGGAAUGCAUGGUACAAUUUUAUCUGUUUUGCACUUGUGUAAUCUCUGAUGUCUUCCUGCUGGCUGUGAUGGCCUAUGACCGCUUUGUGGCCAUCUGUAACCCUCUGCUGUACACAGUCAUCAUGUCUCAGAAGCUCUGUGUGGUGCUAAUAUCUGGCUGCUACCUCUGUGCUUCUGCAUGUGCUUUGAUUCACUUGUGUUUAGCCCUCCAGAUACCAACCUACAAGUCAAAUGUGAUCAACCACUUCUUCUGUGAUCUUCCCCCUCUCUUAAGUCUUGCUUGCUCUGAUGUCACUAUUAAUAAGGUGCUGCUCUUCAUUGUGGCAGUUUUCAAUGAUUCCCUUACCAAUAUGAUCAUUCUCACUUCUUACUUCUUUAUUCUCAUCACUGUCCUGAGGAUGCGCUCUACAGAGGGAAGGCACAAGGCAUUUUCCACUUGUGUCUCUCACUUCACAGUCAUCAUUGUCUUCCAUGGAACAAUCAUUUUUAUUUAUUGUUCACCCAGUUCAGACAAUGGUGGGGAUGCUGACAAAGUAGCCACAGUGUUCUACACCAUAGUGAUUCCCAUGCUGAAUCCCCUCAUCUAUAGCCUGAGGAACAAGGAUGUGAAAGAUGCUCUUGGAAAAGUUUGGAAUAUUUUAUUGCCAGAACACAGAAUUCCAAAGCAGAGACAGGUGGGGGUAUUAAUAGAGAAGCUGUAA